AUGCAGGGCUGCCCCGGCGCCUCGGCCAAGGCAGCCCGCAACGUGGCCCCUCGCGCGUCUCCGCCCCGCCCGGCAGCCGUUGGCCCGCGGCGGCGCCAGCGCGCCCUUCUCCCGGGCCCCGCCUUCGAGUUCCUCGGCGCCCGUUACUGGUCGCCGGCGGCUGCGGGUCGAGCGAGGGGCGCCAUGGCGCUGCUUGGCCUGCUGCUGGCGCUGCUCAGCGUGUGCCUGGUUUCUGCGCUGGGGUCUCAGCGAACAUUCCUCCAAGUGACUGUACCUCAGAGGAUCCCAUCUUACGUCACUGGAAAUACGGAAAGGAUGACCUUUGAUAUUGAUAUAAAUGGAAAGCCAUAUAUCAUUCAUCUGAAGCAACAAUCCUUUUUAACCAACGAUUUCAGAGUUUAUACGUAUAGCCAUGGAGGGUCAGCAGUGUCUUUUGUUCCUCCCAUUCAGCGCAAUUGCUACUAUCAAGGCUACAUUGAAGGCUAUACUGAUUCCAUUGUGAUGCUCAGCACCUGCCUUGGGCUUAGUGGGCUGUUGCAGUUUGAGAACAGCAGCUACGGAAUUGAGCCAGUUGAAUCUGCUUCUGGAUUUCAGCAUCUUGUUUAUCAGAUUGAAUAUGAAGAUGCAGAGCGUCCACUUUCUGAACAGAAUUAUUCCAUUAGAUGGAGUUCAGGAAUAACGCCAAGGGUAGAAUCAGGAAUACCAGUUAACUUCAGCACCACGAGAUAUGUGGAAAUGCACAUAGUUGUGGCCAAGGGAUUGGUAGGUUUAUUUGAAGGACUCCCUGUUGCCCCCCCCCCACUACGUUACAUCACUUCAAGCUUUCAUUACAAGGUUUUCAGAAGUAUGUUCUUUCUUCAUAUACAAACAUAAGAAGAGAAGACUCAUUGGGUCCAGCAUCCCGUUCCCAUGGUGGCCAACAAGAUGCCCAUGGGAAGCUUUCAAGCAGGAUUUUAGUGUGACAAAACAUGGGCAAUUCCCAGACUCCUAUGUCUGGCAGUGGAGGGGAAACAUCUUGAGUUCUAGGAUAAUGAGAGUAGGAGGAAAAGCUCUCUGCCCACUUUUUCCACACAACAACAACAACAACAACAAUAAUAAU
Podarcis muralis (Common wall lizard) is the source of this 1099-nucleotide messenger RNA. Lineage: Eukaryota; Metazoa; Chordata; Lepidosauria; Squamata; Lacertidae. The record is from RefSeq and is a predicted model, not a curated record.